Molecule: messenger RNA, 1353 nt
Organism: Aspergillus pseudonomiae
Lineage: Eukaryota; Fungi; Ascomycota; Eurotiomycetes; Eurotiales; Aspergillaceae
Exons: 1
Coding region: 1-960 (319 amino acids)
Molecular function (GO): 4 iron, 4 sulfur cluster binding; catalytic activity
Source: RefSeq, a predicted model, not a curated record
AUGCUUACCUCUCUCGUUAUCGCAGGAAUCAUUGCUCUUUACAUCGGAGUGCAGUGGUUCAGACGAAGAAGACAACAAACACCUCUCUCAGUCAACUAUCAUUUUACGCGCCGAUGCAAUUACGAAUGUGGUUUCUGCUUCCACACCGCCAAGACCUCGUACCUUGAGCCACUUGAAUCAGCAAAGAAGGGACUCGCUCUGUUGAAGGAUGCUGGGAUGCGGAAGAUAAACUUCGCCGGCGGGGAGCCACUGCUCUACCCUAAGCACCUCGGGUCGCUUAUUAAGUUUUGCAAAGAGGACCUGCAGAUCGAGUCUGUAUCGAUUGUCACGAACGGAAGUCGACUGACGAAAAGCUUUCUCUCGACGUAUGGCAAAUACAUCGAUAUCAUUGCCGUGUCAUGCGACUCGUUCCGUGAGGAGACCAACGUCAAGAUAGGGCGAGGAACUGGGGCGCAUCUGGACAACAUCACCCGGAUAUCGGAACUGUGUGUACAGCAUGGGAUAAAAUUCAAGUUGAAUACAGUGGUGAAUCGGUUCAACUUCGAUGAGGAUAUGAACGCCUCUAUCGCGAAGAUCAACCCGUUCCGGUGGAAGUGUUUCCAGGUAUUGAUCGUGGAGGAUGAGAAUGAUUCCAGCGAUACUCUGCGGGAUGCGAGAAAAUUCACCAUCACGGACGAGGAAUAUGAGCUCUUCUGCAAGACCCACGCCCACAACAAAUGCUUUAUUGCGGAGUCGAAUAAGGUGAUGAAGAGCUCCUAUCUGAUCAUGGACGAAUACAUGCGUUUCCUCAAUAAGGGUACUGGAGAACCGACACCGUCUAUUUUGGAAGUUGGCGUGAGCAAGGCUUUAAACCGUGUUCACUUUGAUAAAGAGAACUUCUUUCUGCGUGGUGGAGUGUAUGACUGGGUUAGAACUCCUGAGUCUUGUGGUACUACUAGUGAUCCAAAGCUGGACUGGUGAUGAAUAUGCUAGUGUUGAGUAUUCGUCUCCUGCGGUUCGCCCACACCUGCGGGGAAGUGAAGCUCGAGACGAGUAUGCAAUAUCACCUCUGCGUAUAGGCUGGACUGGACUGGAGAAAGGGUGAACUGUGAUGGAGGGGUUCUGUGCUGCAUAUUUAAGACUCAUUUUCGGCGUAAUUCAUAGCGUUGGUCUUCUCUAUACAUAAAGGUACAAUGAUGAAGAAAUUGUGUUAUUUUCUUUGUAUUUCAUGUGUUUAGAUAGCUUUCUGGAUAAGGUUCUGCCUUGGAAGCACCUGCAUACUAGCUAGACGUUCAGUAGUUAAACUCUAACAGGAGAUAGAAUCUUAUUUGAUGAUUGAUAAUGAUGGGCUAUAGAACCAAAUGGGAACAGAAG